AUGGGAAUGAGAGUUUUUCUUGAUUCAAAAGAGCUUGAAUUGGGGGAUUUCCUACCUAAAGAAAUAGAAUCGGCGAUGCCCAGUGCUAAGCUUCAUAUAGCUAUUUUUUCCGAGAAUUAUGCACAGUCCGCGUGGUGUUUGGCAGAGGUUUCGUUUAUGCUCAAAACUGGCACCCAAAUUGUUCCCGUUUUCUAUCAUGUUCAGCCAGAGGAUGUUCGACAUGCUAAAGGAGUCUUUGCUGAGGCGUUUUCCAGGCAUGAAAAGAUGGGAAGAUACAACAAAGAAAAGAUUCAGGAGUGGAAGACUGCGCUCCACAGUGUUUCAUAUUAUAUGGGUCACAUCAUUAAUAACAAGGAGUGA
Cryptomeria japonica (Japanese cedar) is the source of this 360-nucleotide messenger RNA. RefSeq names its product toll/interleukin-1 receptor-like protein. Gene Ontology annotation, biological process: signal transduction. Bases 1 to 360 code for a protein of 119 amino acids. NCBI's taxonomy places the organism in Eukaryota, Viridiplantae, Streptophyta, Pinopsida, Cupressales, Cupressaceae. The record is from RefSeq and is a predicted model, not a curated record. The transcript has a single exon.